Vespa crabro (European hornet) is the source of this 1541-nucleotide messenger RNA. Its product is annotated as DNA-3-methyladenine glycosylase-like. Gene Ontology annotation, biological process: base-excision repair. NCBI's taxonomy places the organism in Eukaryota, Metazoa, Arthropoda, Insecta, Hymenoptera, Vespidae. The transcript is spliced from 6 exons. Gene Ontology annotation, molecular function: DNA binding; alkylbase DNA N-glycosylase activity. The coding region runs from base 125 to 1306 and encodes 393 amino acids. The record is from RefSeq and is a predicted model, not a curated record.
CUCUCUUAUGUUAUUCGAAUUUGAUCGUCGUGUCAGGGAAAAAGUUUCAUUGUACAUAACCUAACAAAAGUUUGUUCCCGUCUUUUUUGAUCCAGUAUACGAUAUCGUAAUAUAUUAGAAAUACAUGUCGUCGAUUAAUGAAAUUCUACAACGUUUGAUUAAUUACAGAACAUUGAAUAACAUAUUGCAUCAAUAUACAAAACGAAGAAUUAACGAUAAUAGAAAAUUUUGUUCAAUAUACAACGAUUCCUCGAUGAAACGAACGAAAAGAAUUAAUACUGCUGAUAAUAAAAUUAAUCACAAUGAAAGUGAUAUUUGUGAAACAGCUAUGGUUACGAAAACGGAACAGAAUUUUGUCGAGGUACUUCAACCUAAGGAUAAGGAAAUUAAAAGAUCUAAAAUAAAUUUGAAAGUAUUGCGAAAUGAAAAUGAUAAAUCUUUAGAUACGAUUAAAUUAAAGGAUUUUGAGGGAAAGAAAGAAAUCGUAGAAAUAUCACAUACGGAUAAUAAAAAUGUUACAAGGAAAAAAAUAAGAGCGAUAGUGGAUUUGAAAAUGAUGCAAGAGGAAUUAAAACAAUUAGAGGAUCCACCUGUUACACCUUGGGAAAAAGAAAUAUCUUCGUCUCGGCUUCCAUUUGAAUUUUUUGAUACACCUUGCGAACAACUUGCUCAACAUCUUUUAGGAAAAGUACUUGUUCGUCGCUUAGAAAAUGGGACGAUAUUAAAAGGUAGAAUUGUAGAAACUGAAGGUUAUUUAGGUGCAGUUGAUAAAGCUUCUCAUUCUUAUCAAAAUAAAGUUACACCUCGUAAUAUACCAAUGUAUAUGUCACCUGGCACAAUUUAUAUAUAUAUGACUUAUGGGAUGUACUAUUGUUUCAAUAUAUCAAGUCAAGAAUAUCUUGGUAAGAUUUUAGGUGAUGGCAGUGCUGUGCUGAUAAGAGCUCUUGAUCCUUUAGAAGGCACUGAGUACAUGAGUAAUCAGCGAAUCUUGAAAAAAAAAUCAAAUAUGUCUAAAGGAACUAUUAAAGACUUAAAAGUACAUGAAUUGUGUAAUGGACCGUCAAAACUUUGUAUGUCUUUCCAAUUGCAUAAAAGUCAUAAUAAAUAUUCACUGUGUACAUGGAAAGGUCUUUGGAUAGAAGAUGAUUCAUUUCAAGAAAAAAUCAAAAUUGUUAAGUGCGCAAGAAUAGGUAUCGAUAGCUGUGGUCCUGAAUGGUCGAACAAACCCUUACGUUAUUAUAUUUAUGGAAAUAAAUCUGUUAGUAAACGUAAUAAAAAAGCAGAAGCAUUUAUAACAAAUACCUAGAAGAUUAAUUUUAAUAAUAUGUGGAAAAUUUGAAAUUAAUAUCACUUAAAUAUAAGAUUUUUAUCUCUUUGCAUUGUUUCAUGUUAAAAAUUAUAAUACCUGCAUUAAGUACAGAGGUAGACUUUUAUACAUUUAUACUAAUUUAUUCCUGGCCAAAAAAAAAAAAAAACAAAACAAAACAAAAAAAAAAGAAAUAUACGCAGUAUACAAAUAAAUUGCAAAUCGGGUUUAAAAA